UUGUGGUAUAAAUUGAGAUAAAUAAAGACUCGUUUUGUUGAGGAACUUGUCUUUCUGGUGAUAAAAAUCGUGAAAAACUUGAGGAAAUGUCAGAAUCUACGUCUCAAAGCCAAGAUAGAAAGAACAGUAGUUCUUUAGAAGGAGCUAGUUUUCCACCAAAAGGUUCAGAGUGUCAGGCCAUCUGCUAUUAUCAGGAUUAUGCCAAUCAGUUGGAGAAGUCUUGUAUCAGUACUUCUAGUGGAUCUUGCCAAGAAUCUCAAGCAUUGUCAUAUGGAAUGCAGCUGUCCUUACAGCAAACAGCUAGAUCAAGUUCACAGGUUCCUUUUGUGAGAUCACCUCGAUCAGAGUUUCUUCUAGAAUCUGAGUGUUCAGAGUCGAAUCCAAUAUCAGGAAUAUCAUUGCCUUACGAAUUAAAUGUUAUGAAGUAUGCCCAGAGUAGAGCCAAGGAAAUAGCAAGUCUUCUUGCUGAAGUGGAGAAGAAGUCGCCAAAACUUCCCAUGCAACAACUUCCUCGACACAUGCGCCGUAGAGCUGCAAGUCAUAAUGUUAAGAGACUACCUCGAAGAUUACGAGAUAGAGCAGCAAAAGAGAUCAAUAAAACCAAAUCUUCUAAACGUCCCAGUCGACGUUAUCGUCGUAGGCCAAGUAAUCUUUUAGCUGAAUAUACUCGUCGACAGCGGCAGCAUAUUUGGCUUGAAACGCACAUUUGGUUUGCCAAACGGUUUAAGAUGACAGAGAUAUGGGGAUAUAAGCUUCCACUGCAUCCCAAUGAUAAAAGUGUAAGGGCUGCCUACAGAGCAUCUGUUCAUCACGUUUUGCUUCAGGACCUCUCUUAUUAUGGAUGUAUUGAACUAGUGGGUAUAGAAGAAAAGCUGUUGCAGGGCCUUUCAAAGUUUACCAGUUUGGAAACAGGUUUAACCUUCGCUGCCAAGUUUUACCUAAAGGGAACUCGAGAAGGAUCUGUGAUGCUGUACCAUCCCAAUAGCUACCCUUAUAGGGCUAUAGGACCAGUGAAAUUUUUAUGGAAGGCAGAGAAUGAAGAGGCACAAAUGAAGCCACCUGGUGACCAUAUGAGACAGUUAUGGAUUUGGGUUCAUCCUUCUUGUUAUGAUGAGCUUGUAACAGAACUUGCAGCUGUAUUUGUAUUGGAGAAGAAAAGCCUUCUUCCUAUUAAAAAUUCUAGUUUGAAGGAUGAGCUCAGUGCAACUAGACAUGAAUUUGAUCAUUCUUUGCUGGUAGAAGAAGAUAAAGGAACAUUUGAACAAGCUAAACCUCAAGAUUUAAAGAAGAAUGGGGGAAAAAAAGUUCUGGAACAAAUUCAAGGUAGCUCGUAUGGAUCUCUCAAAAAGCCUGUUCUGAUGACUAAAGAAAACAAUUUAUCCAACCAAAUAGAAACACAGAAUAAAAGUAAAAUAAAAUCUAAAAUAUCUAGAACCAAAGAAAUAGAUGAAAAGAAAACCAAGGAUAAAAAUUGUGACUUUAGGCAAAGAUACUUUGAAAGAAUUCAAAUUUAUAACAACAAAGAUGUUACGAUGGUGAUACUAAAAGAUACACUAGUUCGUUUCCGUCUUACAGGGCCAUUGGCACAGGCAGUGAUUACAGAUGUACUUAAAGUUUCUGAUGUAAAGUCUGAUAAAAAUGUCGAAGUUGAUAAUCACCAAGAUAUUGCUAUGGAAACUGAUGAAGUUCAAAGUAUCAAAUGGUGGCAAAAGUAUUACUCGUAUGAAAGUGCUAAACUCUGUUUAGAGAAACAAAAGCAAAUUUGGGAGGAAAUGAAAGGAGCUCAGUCAUCAGGAGAAUUACCAAGAAACAUGGUCUUUGGACUAACUGUACAGGACCCAAGACUGGAUCUUCCUAAAACCAGAACCAAAAUUACGAAUGACCCUGAAGUGGCCUGGGAUGAAACGAGUACUGCUAUUGUGAGCUGGUCUCAAAACAUUUUCACUUCACUGUCUCCACUGUGGGAUCCUAAAAUUAGGGAUGAAGUUACAAGAACCAAGAUAUCUGAAAGUGAAAUCAACAGGUUGAGAUCCCGUCUACUAAUACCAGGUUCACGCCUAAACCUGGGACAAGAUGAGUCACGUAUACCUGUUUUGCUUAUUCAAAAUCCUGGAUGUGAAGAUCCAUCCCGCAGUAAUCUUGGAUAUGGAAGUGGUUGGGACUUGAUCCUUCCAGCUGGUUGGGCUCGACCAUUUUGGAUAGCAUUGAUCUAUCGAGGAGCAAGAGCUUCUGGGCUACGAGAACUAAAUAGUGUUUCAUUCGAAGCUGGAAUGCCUUGUUUUCCAUCCAAUUAUGCAGACACAAAAAGUGGCAAAGUGACUGCUGAAAAACUUAGAAAAGAGUUGACAAAGAAACAUUAUCGUUAUCCUCCAGAUAAGCGGCCAAGUUUCGAAAAACUGAGUGUUCAGUCUCCUUUUUUCAAUCCAUGGACAGAACUUGUUAAGGAAUGGCUUACAGAACUUGCCAAGCGACCAGAGAGUAAGACUAUGAAGCAAGGUGAAUGUCAAGCCUUAAGAAACCCAGUUUUUCCAUUGAAAAGAAAAAGAGAUGAACUGGAACAUUCUGAAUUUGAAUUAGACAAAUCCAUCACUGGAAAUGGGACAUCCAACACAAAACACAUGAUAGAUGGCACAGAUUAUCCUACAGUGGAUGACUUCAGUAACUGCAAGAGUGAAAUGUCUGACAAUUUUGAGUUAAAUUCUUUUUUUGUGCUGAGGGGGAAGCAAUAUCUACGUUUCUUGAAGGAAACUUGUGAUAUUCUCCUACAGUAUCAUCAUAAACCGAAACAAGAAAAAGCUAACAAGCUCCAAAAAUCGGGUAUUGUCCAGAGGCUGCAAAAUCAUUUGGAGAAAACACCAAUUUUAGCCAAGUCAAUUGUGUGGGUGAAAGUUUCUCUAAUAGGAAGGGGAACACCAUGUCAGUUUGCUACAAUCAGUAUUCCAACAACUGAUGACAUUACAAUGUUACAUAAAAAUCCAAAAUUUGGUGGACCUGUUGAAUCAAGGAAAAAAACUGAAAGAAAAAAAUCAACACCAGAGGUAAAACCUGGAGAGAAACAAACAACUUUGGAAGAAGAGCAAUUGAAGAAACCUGAAGUGAAAGAUCUUCUCAAAUCAUCAAGAAAAAUUAUUGGGUUCAUUGAAACUGGGGGAUUUUCUUUUGUCCAUGCUCAUGGUAUUGGUUUUGGAUAUUGUGCUGUUGUAGGAAUUCAGAAGCUAUUAGUGGAUGCAUGUGAGAACCAUGCUCAACCAAUUGUUCUUGUUAGAGACCAGAAUUCAUUCCAGUAUCGUUUUGCUAUGAUUAAUAUUUUGUGUUAACCAUACCCCUUUCCGUCAAAUACAUUGUAUGUUUAUUCUAAUCGCUGUAUUAAUUGUGUUAAUAACAUAUUGAAAGUAUGCAACAGUAAAUGGAGAAACUGUACAGCUUAUGCUUGCACAAAAGAUUGUCAUGUAUUGGGGGGGGGGGGUUUAGCUUACAACAGAACAUGCACUUUUAUGUAGAAAUUAUGUAUACUUUAAACAUACAACAGCUCUAACUAUAAACUUGAAACAUAAUUCUUGGAAUAAUAUAUAUGAAAAUAUUAUAAAUUGGAUCAAUGAGUAAAUAUACUUGCAUAAAUAUAUAUAUAUAUAUAUAUAUAUGAAAACAUGACCCACAAAUGGACUUUCGACCUAAAAAUAUUGUGAUUUUUGAAAUAUGUAUAAUAAGAAAUACUUUAUACAGUUUUUCCAAGUUUUUGGUUUAAGUUUACCAUUACAAAUUUCUUUAAAAUACAUACUGUAAUAAACUGUAUUAUUUAAUGUGAUAUAUAUGUAUGUAAAUUUUGUUAAUAUUGUGUGUUACAAAACAACUUGCCUGAAUGAACUGUAGAACUUUUAAAGCAGGAAUAUACUUGUCAACAGCAAGAAAAAAAAAAGAUAUCAUGAUAUCUUUUAAGUUCAGGUGCAUUGCAGAAAAUUAGCUGGAAAAGAAAAAAAAAGUAACUAACCAAUUCUUCGUAGAAGAAUAAUGUCCAGUCAGAAGAUCACAAGACUUGAUUGUUUGGAUUGAAAAAAGUGUUUCACUAGAAAGAUACAAAUUCAAAUACUGUUUGUCUUUUUUUUGUGUGUGUAAGCCAAAAUUAAUUAAUUUAGAAAUUACCUAAAGUCAGCUUGGAAUGACAAGUUUGGUACAGGGUAGAAUAAAUAGUCAAAAUCAAAGACUUCAUCAGUAUGACAAAUGUUGUCAUUAAAGGAUAUAUUAACUUUAUUACACAUCUGAAGUAUGAAAAGCAUAAAGAGACAAUAUACACACAUGGAUCUAGCCAAAUCUGUAAGGUAAGGCAGCUUUAGUUUGCUGCAUGUAUGUCUGCUUUGAAAGAUGAAUUGCACAAUUAAAAAGAGCAUGCUAAAUUUCAUUGUAAAGGUUAAGAAAUUGGCAACACAGUAAAGAUUACUUGAUCAAUGUUGAAGAAACACCAACUUGUCAGCUCAAGUAUUGCUAAAAGAUGCAUAUUUAUCUUAGUUAAUAAAAACAGUUGAAAAAUAUAAUUUAAACCCACUGACUGCAGCUGCUCCAAACAGAUGCAGAAUUUUACAAGCCCCAGAGGCAGACCGUACCCCAUAUGGCAAAUCAGUAGUCAAUGGGUUAAGAGAGAGAGACAGUGAAACUUAAAAGUAGCCAUAAAAACAUAAUAAACUAAUGUAUUUUUUUUUAUCAUGCAUGUUGUUAAUAUUGCUUGAUUCUGUGGUUAUAAGCUGAUUAUGUUAUAUAAUUGGUGUUUAUAUCUAUUGUCAGUUAAAUUUCUAAUCUUACCUAGUAUACUCUUUAAUGAUAAACUUAUGUUCACUGAUAAAAACUUGGAUAAAAGCAAUGGUUUUAGGACAGCCUUCCAUGUAUUAUUCUGAUUACAAGUAAAUGCUAGAUAGACAAAUUUCAGACUGUUUAACAACAUUUAUAUUGGAAUAAAAAAAUUUCAUUGCA
Messenger RNA from Limulus polyphemus (Atlantic horseshoe crab), 4962 nucleotides. It is a transcript of the gene Pop1, whose product is annotated as ribonucleases P/MRP protein subunit POP1-like. The record is from RefSeq and is a predicted model, not a curated record. Gene Ontology annotation, cellular component: nucleolar ribonuclease P complex; ribonuclease MRP complex. The transcript is spliced from 11 exons. Gene Ontology annotation, biological process: tRNA 5'-leader removal. NCBI's taxonomy places the organism in Eukaryota, Metazoa, Arthropoda, Merostomata, Xiphosura, Limulidae. Bases 87 to 3317 code for a protein of 1076 amino acids.